ACGCUAACCCUCAGUUACCCAGAUUGGUGUCAAAGCGACCCAGACUGAGCAAAACUGCAGUUACUCUAAACUGAGUAAAGGCACCUUUACUCAAAUCUGGGUUACCGAUGUUGGUGGCAAAAUCUGGGUAAACGAUACCCAGCUCCUCCGGGGCCUUGAUUUUGUUAAUUUAUUUCCAAUUUAGAUUUUGAUUAAAAAGCUCUCCGUUGCUACGUGCUGUUCACUUACCUGAUGCUGGAAAACAGUUCCCCGGAAUAAUUCCACUGUUUUCCCGUCAUUUAUCGGCAUAUUUUUCGCGAAAACAUUCAUAGUUUCCAGCGUUCUCCUGACCGCUGCCAUAUUCUCAAACCGAAAAGUGACAAAGUGCCGAUUACCCAGAUCUUUACCCAAAUUCAGCGAAUCUGGGUUUUCGGGUUACCCGGAUUCUGACAACUGCUAACAACAUGAAAAUCCGGGUCGAAUCGACCCAGUCGAUGGGUAGUUUCAGGUUAGCGUGUAGAUAAAGUGUCAAAGGACCAAUACUAGGGAAUGUUAGUCUGCAAGUCAUCAUAACGCUGUUUUGCUCCCUACGAGACAUCGUGAAUUUCUAAGAGUUAAUGAAAAUUUAUUUUGCCUAUUACUAUUACUAUAAAACCGUUUACUAAAUCUUGAAUUCGAGCCUACAUCGUGUGCUUCGAAUCAAUACUAAUCAAGUAAACAUACCCACGAACGCUACCGAUACGAUUCCUCAUAAAUCAAUAGUACGUUCACUAAAAUCCUUGAAGCUUACACCACCACAAAGUGUGUCUGCUGUCCAGAAUUAGUGACGUAACCCGUACCAACAAAAUCUUCAAGGAUUUUAAAUCACACGGGGGUUACAAUGGAGGAACAUCGGAAGCCCGGCGGAUACAGCUGUAAGUCCUGUACGAGGCCAGAUACUGACGACGAGAAGUGGGUUGCUUGCGACCGCUGUAAGCUCUGGGAGCACUUCGAAUGUGCGGGAGUGAGCGAAUCCGUGAAGAACCGCCGUUAUUUGUGCAAGGAGUGCGAACUAACGGUUGCAGCCCCCACCGCAUCGACAUCUCGCAGUCUGAGGCCACCACCAUCGGAAGGUAGGUCACUACGGUCGUCAACGGCCAAAUCUGGUCUGAAGCCAGUCAAUAAAGUAACCACCUUAGCGUCGAAGUUCUCUCGGAGCGCAAAUAGCACGACUUCGAGUACUCGAGCUGCCCGUCUGGAAGCCCAAAUGAAGUUGGUCGAGGAGGAGCAAGUGUUGAAGGAGCAGGAGCUGGAAGCCCAGGAAGCGAUGAGAAGGAAAGAAAUGGAGGAAGAAGAACGCCGUCUAGAAGAAAGAAAAGCGCUGUUGGAAGAAGAAGCUCGGUUGCGGCAGCGAAAGCUGCAAGAAGAAAAAGAGUACCAAAAGAGGCAGCAGGUGAUCAGGAUGGAAUCGUUGGAGAAAAGGAACACUAUCGCACGGCAGUUGAGUGCAUGUAGCAGCAAGAGUGAGUCCAUUCCGGACUCGGAGCAACAGAUAGCCCUCUGGUUGCAACAAUGUUCUCCCGAACCCUUCGAGGAUCGAAUUAGCUCGCUGCAGAUUGACGCCGGAGAGGGGGCAGAGCAGCUCGUACAAGACCAACCACCAUCGACUGCAGGCCAACGUCCAUCGUAUCAACGACCUAGAGCUAACCAGGAUUGCCAGGAACCAUUGCCGUCCGAACGUGACAACAUCGAAACUCAGCAAGAUAACCAUGAUGUUUUUCGAUCCCGCUUCAACGGUCCGACCCAGCCACCACUACAAGAUGGUCGUACAUCAGUAUCACGAGCAGAUCACGCUCGGUUUCGAGAUGCAAACAUGCCCUAUCAACAAAAUCCAGGAUCGCGGCAAGCGUUUCAGCCGGAGGGGGCAGCGUUCCAUGGGGCACUUUCUCCCAGCCAAUUAGCAGCCAGGCAGGUGAUGGGGAAAGAACUGCCGAACUUCACUGGCAACCCCGAAGAUUGGCCAAUCUUCAUUUGUAGUUUUGAACAAUCUACAUCAGCAUGUGGGUACAGCGAUGCCGAAAACCUCAUGCGCCUACAGCGAUGCCUAAAAGGACAGGCGUAUGAAUCGGUGCGGAGCAGACUACUCCUCCCCUCGAGUGUCCCACAAGUGAUUAACACGCUUCGUACACUCUACGGCAGACCAGAGCUACUCAUACGAACGCUUAUCGAGAAGGUACGCUGUGCGGCAGCGCCUAGACACGACCGUCUGGAAUCGGUAGUAGAAUUCGGGCUAGUGGUCCAAAAUCUUGUGGACCACCUGAAGGCGGCGAAGCAGUACACCCACUUAUCCAACCCGGUAUUGAUGCAGGAACUUGUGGAGAAGCUCCCCGGUUCGCUAAAACUGGAUUGGGCAGUAUACCGGAGCAGACAGCCGUAUGCGACUUUAGCAACGUUUGGGGACUUCAUGACGGGACUACUGGAUGCGGCAAGUCAAGUAACCUACGAACUGCCGAACGCAACCCGCAACUUCAAAGGUGAACAACGACGCACCAAAGAAAAGGGGCACAUAAACGCUCAUUCGGCAACACCAGCUUCAUCCUUGGAGACGUCGAGCUCAUCACCGAAGUUAAAAAGGGCAGGUAAGACAUGCGCAGCAUGUGAGCGAGAGGGACAUCGUGUGGCAGAAUGUCGUCAAUUCAAAUCAUUGGGUCACGACGAACGGUGGAAAGUUGUUCAAGGAAAAGGAUUGUGCAGCACGUGUUUGAAUAGUCACGGAAAGUGGCCGUGUAGGACUUGGCAAGGAUGUGAUAUUGCUGGCUGCCGCGAAAAACACCAUACACUACUCCAUCCUUCUACCCUCCACCCUUCCCUGAACGUCUCCGUCAGUAAUAUCACACAAAAUAGUGGGUCUUCACCCAUGUUUCGAGUUCUCCCAGUGGUAUUGCAUGCGGGGGAGCGGAAAGAAGUUUUGUUUGCGUUCAUCGACGAAGGAUCAUCGACUACUCUUUUGGAAAAAACAGUCGCUGAUCGGUUGGGUGUAUCUGGACCAGUCGAACCACUAACUUUGCAGUGGACGGGUAAGGUAACACGAGAAGAACGGAUGUCUCAACGUCUACAACUGAAAAUUUCUGGUGAGGGUAGUUCUAGCCUCUAUAAGUUAUGCGAGGUGCGAACGGUCGGCUGUCUGGUGUUACCUACGCAAUCGAUGAAGUACAACGAACUCUGCGAUCGAUAUCCUCAUUUGCGUGGACUUCCACUGAAAGAUUACGAGCUAAUCCAACCGAAGCUGUUGAUUGGAUUGGACAACCUUCACCUCGCUGUUCCCCUAAAGGUGCGAGAAGGUGGUACUAAGGAUCCGAUAGCUGCGAAGUGUCGACUUGGUUGGAGUGUGUACGGAUACUUGAUGGGUUCAUCAACAUCACGCGCUGUGGUUCACUUCCAUGUUGCCGCACCUGUCGAUAGCGAUCGGCAACUGAACGACCAACUUCGCGACUACUUUGCUCUGGAGGACGCCGGUGUCACCGAACGGAAAGAAGUACUGGAGUCAGAUGAAGAAAGACGGGCAAGGACAAUACUGCAACUAACGACAAGGCGUACGCACCGUGGAUUCGAGACCGGGCUACUUUGGCGAGAUGAUGACCCGGUAUUCCCGGAUAGUUACUCAAUGGCAGUUCGUCGUUUGAAGGCGCUAGAAAAAAAAACUGGCAAAGGACACACUGUUACAAGAGCGGGUGUGUGAA
This is a messenger RNA of Aedes albopictus (Asian tiger mosquito), 3698 nucleotides long. RefSeq lists its product as uncharacterized. The transcript has 3 exons. The record is from RefSeq and is a predicted model, not a curated record. Lineage: Eukaryota; Metazoa; Arthropoda; Insecta; Diptera; Culicidae. Bases 860 to 3697 code for a protein of 945 amino acids.